AUGUGCAUUUGUCUCCUGAAUUUAUGGACCAAGUUUCGUGUCAAGAUCCGAGUUUUGGAACAAGAUGGAUUUUAUCUUCGCUGCCAUGUCUACAUCGAAUAUCAGAUCAUGAAGAAUGGUCGCCCACAUCCAGCACCUUUCGUUAGGCUGCCUUACAUUGGUCCAUUUAACAACUGGGCAGAGACAGCAUGUCUUGGUCUCCGCGCGACUUGGAAAACUACCACAGGAACAUGGAGAAGCAUGUGGCUCUAG
Messenger RNA from Pseudogymnoascus destructans, 252 nucleotides. RefSeq lists its product as uncharacterized. The transcript is spliced from 2 exons. The record is from RefSeq and is a predicted model, not a curated record. NCBI's taxonomy places the organism in Eukaryota, Fungi, Ascomycota, Leotiomycetes, Thelebolales, Thelebolaceae. The coding region runs from base 1 to 252 and encodes 83 amino acids.